This is a messenger RNA of Calidris pugnax (ruff), 1750 nucleotides long. Its product is annotated as tripartite motif-containing protein 7-like. Bases 107 to 1540 code for a protein of 477 amino acids. Gene Ontology annotation, molecular function: zinc ion binding; protein binding. The transcript is spliced from 7 exons. NCBI's taxonomy places the organism in Eukaryota, Metazoa, Chordata, Aves, Charadriiformes, Scolopacidae. The record is from RefSeq and is a predicted model, not a curated record.
GGGAAGGGCCUGGGUCUCAGUGUAACCAAUGGUGUAGAAUGAGGAAGAGAAAUCUCUCAUUUUUCUGAUCACCACACAGGGAAAGGAUCUCGGUCAGUUGCUCUUCAUGGCAGCCAGGAAACCUGUGGAAAUCCUCUGGGAGGAAGCCUGCUGCUCCAUCUGCCUGGGGAUAUUCCAGGACCCCGUGUCCAUCCACUGUGGGCACAGCUUUUGCCGCUCAUGCAUCACUGAGACUUGGGAAGGACUGACCACCAACUUCUCCUGCCCCCAGUGCAGGGAGACGGGGGAACAGAUGAGCCUCCGCCCCAACAGGGAGUUGGCCAACAUGAUUGAAGUCGCCAAGAGCUUGAACGUGAAACCGGUCAGAGAGGUGGAAGGAGGGGAGAACUUCUGUGAGGAGCACCAGGAACCCCUGAAGCUCUUCUGCCAAGAUGACAAAAGGCUUAUCUGCGUGGUGUGUGACAGGUCCAAGGUGCACCGUAAUCAUUCUGUGGUUCCCAUGCAUGAAGCUGCCCAAGAGUACAAGAAACAAAUUCAGAUACAACUGCACCUUCUGAAAUCAGAGCAAGAGGCGCUUCAAUCUUCUGUGAAGGACACACAAGACAGACUCAAGGACCACACUGAGAGGACAGAAGCUGCAAAGCAGGAGAUUGUGAAGACAUAUAGGAAAUUGCAUGAGAUCCUGGACAAGGAGGAGUCCUCUCUUCUGGCCCAGCUGGAGCAGCUGGACACAGAGAUAACAAAAGUCCAUGAAGAAAUCCUGCAGAAGUUUUUGGAGGAGACAACGAGGCUGGGCACACUGAUUGGGGAGAUGGAGAGGACGUACCAGCAGCCAGACUGGAAGCUCCUGAAGGACAUUGGAACCACCUGGAGCAGGGCCCAGAGGGAAACGCUCUCCCACUCACUCCAGAUUUCCCCAGAUCUGGAAAAGAAAUUCUCGGAUUUCACCAAUAAGAACCCAGACAUCAAGGAACUUCUGGAGAAAUUCCAAGAUUUCCUGGAGUUCGAGCUUCCAUUGACAACACAGAUGACGCUGGACCCAGAGACGGCCAACGCCAGGCUUUAUCUCUCGGAAGACCGCAAGCUCGUGCGGUGGGAACGCCCUGAGCAGGACCUGCCCUCCAACCCGAGGAGGUUCACUGUCCAUUCAUGUGUGCUGGGCUCGAGGUACUUCACAUUUGGGUGCCACCAAUGGGAUGUGGAGAUCCACAGAGAUGACGUGUGGGCCAUUGGGGUGGCCAAGGAGUCAGUUCCAAGGGACCGUUGGUUGCACCUGAAGCCUGAUGAGGGGGUAUGGGCUCUGUGUCAUAACCGAAAUGGGUACAAGGCUCUGACCUCUCUUGAUGACACCCCCUUGACUCUACGCCGUGUCCCCAAGCGGAUACGAAUCUGCUUGGACUAUGAGGAAGGGAGGGUGGUAUUUUUUGAUGCCGAGAGCAAAGAACGGAUCUUUGCUUUUCCACCGGCGUCUUUCCAAGGGGAGAGAGUCUUCCCGUGGUUCAUGGUGAUUUUGGAGGCUGAACUCAAACUUCUUCCCUAAGGCACAUGACAAAAAAAUCCCACCAACUUACACUUGGGAAAGAAAGCAGGGGGUGGGUUUUGUCCCAAUCCCACCAAAGGGACCGGAAAGGGGAGCGGUGUUCAGGUUCCUUUCUUUUAGUGAAAAAUGGGAGCAUUUCUGUGCCUUAAACUGUAUUUUGAUCUUUUAAGCAAUAAAUGGUUAUUCCUGGGUUACUGAAAAAUGGCACUG